AUGAUUCAUGUUUCAAGAACACCGGAGUUCUCCAAUUGUGGAAACCUGAAUUCAGUCUCAAUACAUACAUCCUCUGACCAAGGCAUGAACUCUAUGGCAGGAGACAGAAGCAGACAGAGGUCUCAAUCCUACUAUAAUGCAGAUGACAAAAAGAAUUAUGGUCUGCAAACACAGACAGAGGAAACCCAUCUGAGACCUCGUUCCAGGUCAUUUUACAGUUAUGAGACAUCAGACCUUCACUCCAACUAUGACAUGGGAAGCUUUGACAGGUCCAGUCCAUUGAGACAGAGGGCAAGCUCCCUACUGCAGUAUCAAAUGAACAAAAAAGAGAAAAGAGAAGGGGGUGGGGGUGGUGUUUCAAUCUCCCCCAAGAAGUCUAAGUCUAAGCAAAGCAAGCACUCAACUUCAAGAGAACUUCAUGGCAGUAAAGGCAGCCUGAAAUCAGUGUCCAUGAUGACCAUCUCUGAGUCAGACAACUGGGAGAUAUGCUCCAGCUCUGGGAUGAAGUAUGGACAGUUUGUGGACUGGGAGAAGAUUGAUCCUGAAGCGGCAGAGAGAUACCAGCAGAUCCUGAAAAGUGGACAUCAGCAGCUGAAAACUAUGGGCCGACAGGGAUUCUGGGCCAUGCCCCAUACACUGAGGGCCAAAGCUUACUACCACAUCAUCCACAGCAUCAAUUCCAGUGGGUCCGUCAUGCCAGACAGAGAAGUCUACUAUGAACUGGCCAAGAAGCACUUUGGAGAAAAGAACAUAAGCACCCACCCGGUCCCAGUGUUCAUGGAGGCUGGAGAAAUACCCAGAUACUGCCUCAACAAAGCUGGCCUGAACUCUGUUAAAAAGAUCCUUCUUUGCCUAUGCAAAUACUUCCCAGACAUGAACUUCUGCCCCAUCCUUCCUGCCUUGGUCUCCCUCCUUUUACACUUCAGCCAGGAUGAAGCUGAGUGUUUUUACAGUGUGUCCCGACUGAUUUGCUACAAUGACCCCAACAAGCGGUACAUUGACCAGACCUUCCUGACCUACCGCGCUUCAUGUAUGACCUUCGGAGAUCUUGCCAACAGGUGUUGCAGAGGCAUCCGUAAGCUGAUUGCCAGUUCUCACCAGAACCUUUUUGAGUUUUACUCUGACUGGAUCAUGUGGAUCUUUGCUGAUCUUCCAUUCACAUAUGCCAUUAGAGUAUUGGAUGUUUACCUGUUGGAGGGCUACAAGGUUCUCUACAGGGUGGCAUUGGCUUUGCUCAGCCUCUACAAAGUAUCUGUAUCGUCUCGAGUUGCAGAUGUGGAGGACUUCAGAACAGAUAUGAAAAGGUUUGUGCAGAAUGUUGCUCGCCACUGCACAGCUGAGGAUCUUCUGGAAAGGGCCUGCAUGGUUCCAAUUGCCACAAGGAGAGAGCUCAACCUCCUCUUCAAUGCCAAUAAAGACUCCCUCAUGCAAAAAGGUGUAAGCAUCCACCAGAAGAGGCAGUCAGUCGAUUCAGUGGACUUUAACAACUUCAGCUCCGGUGUUGUGACAGGGACAGAGAUGAGAGUCAUCUGGGCCUGGAUACCCGAGCGCUUUGCCCUCUUCAGUCCUAUUAGGUUGUUUAGUACAGCUGAACAUGGAAGAAGUCUUGCUUCAUUUUAUUCCCAGGUGGAGGGACACGAACCAGCAGUCUUGAUUAUCAGAACUGUGGAUGAAGAGGUCUUUGGUGCCUUCUUAUCAACAGAUGUGACCGAAAGAAGAAAGCAUGACUCUGAUGAACUUGCAUAUUUUGGAACUGGGGAAUGUUUCGUUUUCACACUUCGUCCCAGCAUGGAGCGCUACCAGCAGGCUAUGGUCAACAUCAUGACCAGAAGAGCUUGUCCUCAGCAGGACCCCAGCUACCUGACAAUCCCCUUCACUGCCCCAUCAGGGAAACCCAUGAAUGCCAAAGACCCAAAGACAGCCAAGGAACAAGAAGCAUCCAUGUUCAUAGCAGGCAGUUUCAAUCAGCUCAUUAUUGGUGGUGAUGGGGGGCAUGCUGUCUGCCUACAGGAAGACCUAGAGGGAGGAUACACAGAGCAUUGUGACACAUUCAAGAGCAACCCACUCUGCAAGAGACACUUCAAGAUCCAGUCUCUGGAAGUGUGGGGCAUCCAGAACUCUAUUUCCUUUACUCACUGUUUUAACUCUCAGUAA
Molecule: messenger RNA, 2154 nt
Organism: Scomber japonicus (chub mackerel)
Lineage: Eukaryota; Metazoa; Chordata; Actinopteri; Scombriformes; Scombridae
Product: TBC1 domain family member 24-like
Exons: 12
Coding region: 1-2154 (717 amino acids)
Source: RefSeq, a predicted model, not a curated record